Molecule: messenger RNA, 1839 nt
Organism: Stylophora pistillata
Lineage: Eukaryota; Metazoa; Cnidaria; Anthozoa; Scleractinia; Pocilloporidae
Biological process (GO): nucleoside metabolic process
Cellular component (GO): cytosol
Molecular function (GO): methylthioadenosine nucleosidase activity; adenosylhomocysteine nucleosidase activity
Source: RefSeq, a predicted model, not a curated record
UCUGAGACAAUGGAAACUGAAAAGCUUGUCUUCGAAUGCUAAUUACAUAGUAAACCAUGUUGUCAGCCAACGAAACUGGUAGUGAAAGUAGCUUAAAAUACCUCAACGAAAAACCGCCAGAGCUGGAAAUUGAAAUCCCAAAGGAAAGCGAUCUUACAAAUGAUUUCAGGGAGUUCAAAGAUGUCCAGCUUCCGAUAGAUAUCUUGCUCCUGACUGUGAAAGACAUCGAGUUUCGAAGCUCUUACUACUAUCUAAGAAAUGUCUUUCGAAGCUACGAGAGAGCCCUCGGCUUAGUGUAUUUCGGAGAUAUGGGUGAAGUCGGAAAUACGAAACUGAAAGUCGCUUUAUUCAAAUGUUCAGAGGGAGCAACAAACCCUGGAGGAGCACUACUCGCGGUAAAAAAUGCUGUGACGAGAUUACGACCGAAGGCUGUGUUUUGUGUCGGUUUUUGUGGAGCAUUGCACCGAGACAAGACCAAGUUAGGAGAUGUUAUAGUCUCUGCAAAGCUGACUACUUACGCCGACAGAACAGUGACGAAUCUGGGAAUCUAUCCUCGUGGCUUCUCUGUGCCAGUUGGUAACGACAUCGGUGGCUUGAUAAGAUCCGCUGGUUUUGGCUGGAAAGCCCCCUUAAAGAACCCAGAAGAAAGAGGGUCAGUGAAAGUGUAUAGUGACGGGGAGUUUUUGAGUGGCCCAGAGGAGAUUGAUUUUGAACAAAGAAGGUGCGAACUCGUACAUAGGUACCCCAACGCAAUUGGAGUCGAAAUGGAUGGCCAAGGUGUGUUUAGCGCAGCUCAUGACCUGAAGAUGGAAUGGGUGGUCAUCAAAGGCGUCUCUAAUUAUGCAGACGGCACUGCCUCUUUUACUGAACACUGGAAGCCUUUCGCUAGUGUCAUGGCAGCUUCUGUUGUCAACAACAUCCUCCGUGUGCCAGCUGUGUUUAAAGAAUGGGCUCAUUACACGAGCAGCGAUACGGGAAGAGCACAGAAUGAAGACCGAACACCUACUAUAAAUAAUGCAGCGACCGCGAGAAGGAACAGUCCAAACGAUAUAUUGGGGUCUUUGCUGAACUCAAUCACUGGUGAUUCAGGCCAGAUUAGCUACAAAGGACGAGAAAUUCAUUACACUUCCCGCGGAAGAGUGCACUCCUUGCAAGAGCCUUGGGUGUUUGAUGCCACGGCCUGGGACCUAGAGAGUGGAAUAACCAUCGAGGCUCGUCAUUACCCGAGGAGUCAGGAUGCUGCGUACGAUGCUGUGAAAAAACUCAAAGAAGAACUAAGGAUUAAAGGACUGCUAAGCGAGUAGUGACAAGGCGUGCGUUCUCUUAGAUAAUUCGAAAUUUGUCUCCCCUCUGAGUGUCGUUCAAAAAAGAUGAGGAUGAGAGAACACCUCAUCACAGCAUAAAUCAUGCAUAGCUUGAAAAGAUGAAACCUGUCGAGGCACGGAAUUUUGUUUUUUGGUUUUUUAGUUUUUGUUUUUUUGCGAUUUUAUUUUCUGUCGGGUGUUGUGAAAGGCCCACUGAUAUUUGCCUAAGUCUUUGAGAGUCUUGAAGGGAAAGGUGCGAGUAGGGACUAACUGCCAUGUACUCCUUCCGAGUCAAAAGGUACAAGGUUCGAACCCUAUCUGGAUAUUUAUUUCUCGUCUCUUCUUUUCUUUUUCCUUUAUUUCCCUUUCAAUUUGCAUUAUUCUUGAAAGGAUAUGUUAAAUAUGUUCAGAUCAAAACUUAAACUUGAGAACGUUUGACGACAUUGCUUUUGCGUUCAAAUCGAUGACAGUGUCAAAAUGUAGAGGUGAGACCCUGAAUAAAACAAUAAACUAAACCCGACAAAACCAAACUGAA